UGUGUGUGGUUUCUCUCUCCCUUGCAAGAACCCAGCCGCCUGCCUGUCUCCUGCUGUCACUGCUGUUCUGACUAGCUUUUUGCUGCCUCUUUGCCUCUUCUUUCCUCUUUCUGCUUAGUUCCUUGCCUUUUGGUACCACUCCCGUAUGGAGGCCAAUCACUCUGUACAGCUCUCGGGAGAACCCCAGUCAACACCUCCAGGGGGCAGUUCAUCAUUAUCCAGUCAAAAUGACCUGGGGAAGCCAGGCGAUCAGGAUUCCUCAACCCCACUCCAAGCACCAUUGAAAGAGGCAGACGUGAAGCCUGAAACAGGGGCUCAUGACAUCACUGAAGAGUUGAAUAGACAACUGGAAGACAUCAUUAACACGUAUGGGUCUGCUGCCUGCACAGCAGGGAAAGAGAGCUCUACCAAGGCCAAGGAGCAGCCUGAGAACACAGAACCAGCUGACAGCGGGGACAGGGACUGUGAGGAAGCCACUGAAGAGACCGAGAGAGAACCCGUGGCUUCUGGAGAGCCACCUGCAGCCAAAGAGCCUGCCAGCAAUAAAGAGCAAAAAUUGGAAAAGAAAAUCCUAAAAGGAUUAGGCAAAGAAGCCAACCUGCUAAUGCAAAAUCUGAACAAGUUGCAAACACCUGAAGAAAAGCUUGAUUUUUUAUUCAAGAAGUACGCUGAAUUGCUGGAUGAACAUCGCACUGAGCAGAAGACUUUAAAGCUCCUACAAAAGAAACAGGCACAAAUCCAAAAGGAAAAGGACCAGUUACAAAGUGAACACAGCAGAGCUAUCCUCGCUCGGAGCAAACUGGAGAGUCUGUGUCGGGAGCUGCAGAGACACAACAAGACACUGAAGGAGGAAACCCUUCAGCGGGCACGGGAGGAGGAAGAGAAGAGAAAGGAGAUCACGAAUCAUUUCCAGAGUACCCUGACAGACAUCCAGGCCCAGAUUGAGCAGCAGAGCGAGCGGAACAUGAAGCUGUGUCAGGAGAACACGGAGCUCGCAGAGAAACUGAAAAGCAUCAUUGAUCAGUAUGAGCUCAGGGAGGAGCAUCUGGACAAAAUAUUUAAACACAGAGAACUGCAGCAGAAGCUGGUGGAUGCGAAACUGGAGCAGGCGCAAGAAAUGAUGAAGGAAGCAGAGGAGCGACACAAACGCGAAAAGGAAUAUUUGCUGAACCAGGCAGCAGAGUGGAAACUUCAAGCCAAAGUGCUGAAGGAACAAGAGACAGUCCUGCAGGCUCAGCUCACCCUCUACUCUGGGCGGUUUGAAGAGUUCCAGAGCACACUGACAAAAAGCAAUGAGGUGUUUGCCACUUUCAAACAGGAAAUGGAUAAAACGACUAAGAAAAUGAAGAAGCUGGAAAAGGACACGGCCACGUGGAAGGGCAGGUUCGAGAACUGUAACAAGGCUCUGCUGGACAUGAUUGAAGAGAAAGCAUUAAGAGCCAAAGAAUAUGAGUGCUUCGUGAUGAAAAUUGGGAGACUAGAGAAUCUCUGCCGAGCUUUACAAGAAGAGAGAAACGAACUCUACAAAAAGAUUAGAGAAGCAAAAAUGCCUGAGAAGGAUGACCAAGGUCAGCACACCUCCGACGAAGAGCCCGAGUCAACGGUUUCUGUGGGUGAAGAGGCCGACGCUGAGAAUGCCAAUAGUGUUCACAAUGCUGUGAAAAAUCUGGCCGCAGCCUUUAUGGUUAUUCACCAUUCAGAGCUGGCCCUUGACCAGUCCAAAGAAUUCCAACCAGAAUUCAGCAGUCUUCAAGGGGGCGGUGACAUGGCCCUCAAGGAGCCAGAACAGCCCUCUCUGAGCCCUUCCUGCCAUUCAGAGAGUUCCCCACCUCCCUCAGCUUCUCAAGCUGAGACUGAAGGAGGCAAUGAGGUAGAACCUCCCCCCAAGGCCAGUAAUCUCCCUGUGCGGUCCCAAGCAGAGCCCCAAGACCAGGGUCUCCCCACUGAAGUACUGGCUGAUCAGGAGCCCCUUCUGGAGGCAGAAGCUUCUGGUCAGACCCCACAGUCCCCAGUAGAGGCCUCCCUAUGGGGGAUGGAGGCCAAUGGUCCUGCUCCACCACCCCCAGGAGGUGAGAGAGUUCCAGCUGAGGCGCCUGGAUGUGAGCCCAGUAGGCAGCCUCUGCCAGCAGCAGCAGCAGAGGGCCUGCUAGGAGGGGCCUCAGCUGGACCCCAGCUGCCCAAAGUGGCUGACACCAACGUGGAGGAAGUAGACUAAGGCUCAUGGUGCCUCCGGAGGCUGUUCUUCCUGACUUCACAUCUUCAUCAUAACCGACUCUUCUGAAAGAGGCAUAGGGCUAGGGAUGUCUAAUGGAAGAGACUUAAUUAGAAUCAAAACAUUUUUAAAUGUUAUGCAGAGCUCAUUCAGCCUUUUGCUAUUUGUUCUCAAUUUGGAGCUUUUCUAUUUAUCACUGGUUGAUAGUAUAAUUUUCCCAAAUGGCAACAAAACAUGCUAAUAGAAAAUUUAUAUUAAUUUGCCAUUAAGAUGGUACUUCACUCAAUUUGUUAAUCAACAGUAAGAUUUGGUAUUUAAAGACUUCCACUACAAUAUAUAAAUACUGAAAA
Molecule: messenger RNA, 2562 nt
Organism: Myotis lucifugus (little brown bat)
Lineage: Eukaryota; Metazoa; Chordata; Mammalia; Chiroptera; Vespertilionidae
Gene: TXLNB
Product: taxilin beta
Exons: 10
Coding region: 146-2215 (689 amino acids)
Molecular function (GO): syntaxin binding
Source: RefSeq, a predicted model, not a curated record